Boleophthalmus pectinirostris (great blue-spotted mudskipper) is the source of this 3867-nucleotide messenger RNA. It is a transcript of the gene rsf1a, whose product is annotated as remodeling and spacing factor 1a. Gene Ontology annotation, cellular component: RSF complex. The transcript is spliced from 18 exons. Gene Ontology annotation, biological process: regulation of DNA-templated transcription. NCBI's taxonomy places the organism in Eukaryota, Metazoa, Chordata, Actinopteri, Gobiiformes, Gobiidae. The record is from RefSeq and is a predicted model, not a curated record. The coding region runs from base 9 to 3161 and encodes 1050 amino acids.
CUGGAAACAUGGCUGCUGAGGCGGCGCUCAGCAGCUCCGGUCCCUCGCUCUGUCCAAGCUUUGCGGUCGUUUGCUCCUUUAUCGAGCGGUAUGGAGCCGCGCUGGACCUCCCUGAGAUGUCUUUCCCACAAAUGGAGACAUAUUUGCGGGAUACAUCGACAGUUCCCAGACCCCUGGUGGAGCUCCACGUGAAGCUGCUCAGGAAGCUGGGUAAGAUGGUGUCUGCUGAGCGCUGGGAGAAGAACCUGGCAAAGUUCUGCCAAGAGCUCAACAGCACCUGGGCGUGGGAGCUAGAACAAAGGGGCUACCAGGAGAUGACCAUGGAGUGCAAGUCUGGAAUACUCAAAUACUUGUGCGAGUGCCAGUUUGAUGACAAUCUGAGGUUGAAAAUGUCAGUGAAUGAGGAGGAGCCAGAGAGCAUGAGAUUGCAGCCAAUUGGUCGAGAUCGCCAGGGCCACCUGUACUGGCUGCAGUUGGACCACGAGCACAACAUCCGCCUGUACACGGAGGAGCAGGACGACUUGGACGGCUCCACUUGGAGAUGCAUCGUCAGGUCUCGGAAGGAUCUGGAGGAUGCCCUGAAGCUCCUGAAGGCCCAGGUGGAGACAAAACCAGAGCAGACACACCAUGACUGCACUGCCACUUUGGAGAAGAACCACUGCAGUUCAGAAACAAAACCAGGUGACUACAUCAAACAAGAGCCAUUUCCCAAAGAGCUCCAGCAGCCGUGCCCUGUGCUGGCAGAGACAGAGAAGCCGAACGAGUGCAAGCCCCCUGUGUUUGAUCAUCAUGUGCGCACCAUCACUGCAGUGACCACUCUGAGUCAGAACACCGUGUCCGUCCUCAGAGCACCCGGAGCGCUCAGACCGGAGAUACAUCCUGGCCCCGUGAAGAGCAGCAGCCAGCAGGCCACCAUCCCCCUGAAGAAGAGAGAGCUCAAACUGUCUCAAGACUAUCAUAGCAACCUCCUCCUGAACAACAACAGCAAGUGCAGCAUCAUUGUGGUCAACCCUUCUGUCAUCCAAUCCACAGACUGUCCAAGCUCCUCCGGGCCCGAGCUGACCAAUGGGAGUGCUCCUCUCACUAUGCCCCAUGCGAGAGAGUCUGGGGCCCCCGUAGAACAUGUGGGCGUCAUCCGAAACCUUCAUGAGACUGAGAGACAGUCUCAGCAGCCUACUGACCGGUGCGCACAGGAGCAAAGGGAGGCCAGGAGGGAGUCUGUGCUGGUUCAGAAGACACAUGCUGUCAAAAUCAACUGCCAAGCUCCAGUGCUGUCCUCAGAGCCUCCUCAUUUCUCUAAGGAGGAAGAGAAUGUAGAAUUAAUGGUAGAGAAAGAUGACAGGAGCGAGUGUACAGAUACUUUAGAGAAGGAUGGUGCAGGAACACAGAGUACUCCAGACCAAAAGGAGGACAAAGCGGAACUCAAUGGCUCUGUAGUCUCGGACACGCCUAUGGAGGAAGCUUCAUCUGAGCUUCAGAAAGAAGGCAUCCGGCUCAAAAUCAAAAUCCCACCGCACCGCCAGAACAAGCUGCGUGCCAGAAGUGCCAAGCAGCAGCAGCCCGAGGGAGGGGAGGGGGAGGCCCCGCUGAGGAGGUCUGCCAGGAUCUGCAGGCCCAGCUCCAAGGCUGUGGAGAGCCAGAGGAAGAUUGUGGGACAGAGUUCCAGUCCAGUCCAUCCCCCAGGGUGUGCUGUGCAGACCAGGAGACGGAGGGGGCGUCCAAAGUGGUCCAAAAAAGCCAAAGUGAAGCAGGAGCCCCAGGAGGAGUACAGGGAGCAGCCAGAGGAGCCGGUGGAGGAGGGAGAGGCAGAGUCCAGCACGGCAGACGCAUGCACACACUGUGGACUGGCCAACCAUCCUGAGCUGAUCCUGCUGUGUGACGCGUGUGACGUUGGCUACCACACGGCCUGUCUGCGCCCUCCACUCAUGUUGGUACCAGAGGGAGAGUGGUUCUGUCCUCCCUGUCAACAUAAGCAGCUGUGUGAGCGUCUGGAGGAGCAGCUGACCACUCUGGACUGUGCCCUGAAGAGGCAGGAGCUGGCUGACCGACGGAGGGAGCGCCUGGUGUACGUGGGCAUCAGUCUGGAGAACAUCAUACCGGAGGAACACAAAGUGGAAGAGAAGAACAUAAAGAAGAAGGACGCCCGGAGGAGUCGCCUGGGGAGACGUUCCACCAGAACCAGGAAGCUCAUCAGCUACAGGUUUGAUGACUUUGAUGAUGCCAUAAAUGAGGCCAUUAAGGACAACAGAGACCUGAGCGGAAGAUGCAGCAGAGCCAUAAGCUCGGUGUCAGACGAGAUCGGGCUCUCAGGGCUGUCACACAGGCCUGACCCCCAGAGACGUGACCCCCAGAGACGUGACCCCCAGAGGCCGGACCCCCAGAGGCCGGACCCCCAGAGGCCGGUCCGCUGGCCCGCUGGUCGUGUGAGGAAGAAGAGGAGACGACGACUUAAUGACCUAGAGAGUGACAGCACGGCAGUGGACAGUGAGGAAGAUGAGUACCUGCUCAGCCACAGCUCGGAGGAAGAGGAGGAGCUGGCUGCCUGGGGGGUGGAGGAGGAGGAAGUGGACAGUGAGAUGUGCAGCGGGGACAGUCUGAGCGGGGACAGUCUGAGCGGGGACAGGGCCGUUAGGAGACUGGCCAAGUCUCGAGGACAGUCCAGGAAGAGGACACGUGAGCUGGACAGCCCGGAGCACAUGGGGUGCUCCAGUGGGAGUGACAGUGGAGAGGACAGCUCCAGGAGGGCUCUGCGCAGAGGUCAGCAGCAGCAGGUCAACUACUGUGAGAACUCUAGCUCAGACAGUGGAGCACCUCCUGCUGUCAAGAGUGUGAGGAGGCGCCCAGAGCCAGUGUCCAGUGACUACAGUGAUGUCUCUGUACUCUCCAGAGACUCAGAGGAGGACUGUGGUGAGGAGGAGGAGAGCAGACGGAAGAGACCCCAGGCCAGGCACCGGAAGAAGAGAAGGCAUCGGCAGAGGUCCCGGCACUGUCCCCCCACCGACCCCGACACGUCAGAGGAGGAGGAGGAGGGGCCUCUGAGAAAGAGAGCCCAGCGCCUGGCCCCUGGUGAGGAGGAGCAGGGCCACAGCACAGGGAGGACAGGCAGACCAAGGGGCCGCAAACACAAGGGCCCCAAACACCAUGGCUAUGCCCAGUCUUGACACCACUGAAAACUCUGUGUGUGUGUCUUCUGUGAUUUUAAAGGAGACAUUAAGCUAAACCAUCCAUGUUACAGUAUAUUUUUUAAUCACAAAUGUAUUCUUAGUUAGUUUUUUAUUGUUUUGAUUACACCUUAAAUGGCCUUGACUAAUGCAUUCCAGGCCACUGGUAACUGGGAUAUUACCCACUGGAACGUUCCAAAUUCUGGCCUCAGAGAAUGAACUAUGUAAACUUGUAAACAUGGCUAAUGCUGAACUGUAGGUUAAACAUGUUCCUACAUGUUCUUAAACAUGCUGUACAUGUCUCUGAUGUGUCAAAUAACAGAAUAUUGUCAGAUGGAUCGCGUGUUUACUUGGUUCAACUCUUUGAUCCACUGUCUGUGGUGAGUAGCAUUGUUGUAAUAAGUCAGUUCAAUUCAUAUUCCCAGCUGUGUAUAUUCCAAAUAGGUAUUAUGAGUUUCAGCGGCAUUCCAGGGCUUUUUUUUUUUUUUUUUUUUAUCAGAGCAGUGAAAUAUUCCAGGUAUCCAUUGUCUGGAGACUCAUGUCUUAGCAUAAUGUUGCUAAUAGCUGGGCUGCCAGUAUGUCUAUGCCAGCAGAGGGUAUCCAACCUGCUGUAAAUGAUGAUUCACCAAGUUCAUUUUCAAUUGACUACAUAUACUUAAAUCAGCACUCACUUUUGAUAAGACGAUGGUGGUAUAACCAAUCCAUA